Molecule: messenger RNA, 791 nt
Organism: Macadamia integrifolia
Lineage: Eukaryota; Viridiplantae; Streptophyta; Magnoliopsida; Proteales; Proteaceae
Product: embryo-specific protein ATS3A-like
Exons: 3
Coding region: 125-667 (180 amino acids)
Molecular function (GO): protein binding
Source: RefSeq, a predicted model, not a curated record
GAGAGUUGAAACUUGGAAAGAGAGAGAGAGAGAGAAAGUGAGAGCAUAAAAAGGCUGUGAGGCCACCCAUCUCUCUCUCUGUCUCUCUAUCACUCUCUCUCUCUCAAGCGCGCACCCUGUGACAAUGGUCAACCCGGCCUCGCUUCUCUUCGUCCUAAUCUUCUUCUUCGCUUUCUCUAAUGCGAUAUCCAUCAUCACUCCACAACCGCAAGAGUCGAAAUCCUUCAAGAUCCAAAACACCCAAACCCAGAGUCAGAGUGGGAGGAGUAGCUGUUCAUACACGGUGACCAUAAAAACGAGUUGCUCAUCAGUAAGAUUCACCCGAGACAGAAUCAGCAUCUCUUUCGGCGAUGCUUACGGCAACCAGGUUUAUGCGCCGAGGAUCGACGACCCAUACUCUCGGACUUUUGAGAGAUGCUCGACGGAUACGUUCCAGAUAAGAGGCCCCUGUACUUACAAGAUCUGUUAUCUCUAUCUGCUAAGAUCAGGUUAUGAUGGUUGGAAGCCUGAGACAGUGAAUGUGUACGGACCAUCCUCUAAGGUCUCCUUCUAUUACAACACCUUCGUUCCCAAUGGAGUUUGGUAUGGCUUCAAUCUCUGCAACUCCAACGUCGUCGACGACAUUUCCGGUUCCACCUCCACCUCUUCUGUUGCUAUUUCCAAGUAGAUAGAAGUGCGAUAUGAAAGGCGUUUAGAGAGGAGUGAAGGGGCGAAUGCGAGCCGUUGGAUCAUGAUUGUCUGGAAAAGUUGUACUAGGUUUAACCAAAUAAAAAUUACUUUUUUUUAUCUGA